AUGGCGAUCUUGUCCGAAAAGUUAGUUCCCUAUUUUUUAUGUGUAUAUCAUUUAACAAGAGAUGAAGCAAUUGAUCACAAGACGGCUUAUUCCACGGUGUUCUUUGGUCAAACGGUUCAAAUCAUUUGGGACGGCACAUACUUCUACAUAAAUAAAAGCAGCGAUCACUCAUUUCAAAGAGCAUCAUACUCUGGUCAGAAACAUCGCCAUCUACUAAAGUUCAUGUCAAUGUGUUUGCCCGAUGGUUAUUGUCUUGAUAUUCGAGGUCCAUUUUAUGAAAAUAAAAAUGAUGCUAGUAUUUCUGAUUAUAUAGUUUCUACCAAAAAAGAACUCGAAGGAUGGUGCGAAAACGACGACGUGAUGAUUUGCGAUCGGGCUAAUCAACUAGUGCCGAAACUAGAACAAUGUAUUAGAAUUACCGCUGCUGCUUUGAAUAAAUACAGAGGCGCUAUAGUACAGAACAAAAAUAGUGAGGAAGAUAAAAAACUCGCAGAACUGAUGAAAAGCUACGUAGCACAAAACAAUACUCUAUUAGAACAAGUUGCGUCUGGCAAACUGAACGCACGUCAGAGAUGGUUGCCAAUCGGUUCAAUUGAUUUUGACUUUCCCGAGAUGGAUUUAGAUGAUCUUAGAAAACUAUUUUUCGGCUGUUACCAAAUUAAACAAACUACAACAUAUGCCGAAGAGCAUUUAGAUGUCCAUGGCGACUUCGCUAUUCAAGUUUCGCGUGAAAGAGAUGACAUAACACGCUGUGCUAUAAAAAGUCGCCAUAGUAAUGCUGUCAAAUACUAUGUAUGGAUUGAAUAUUCGUUCACAGGAAAAUCUAUUUUAUCCUGGUACUGUCAAUGCAAAACUGGCGCAAGAACUGCCAGUGAGUGUGCACAUAUCGCAAUGCCUAUAAGGUACCUUGCCUAUGCGCGUCACAAUGAUUUUUCACCGGCGAAAGGCAGACAAAGGAUUAAACAAGCCAUAGAGGAACUACAAGGUGAAAGCGACAGCUCAGGGACAGAAAGCGAUUAG
Didymodactylos carnosus is the source of this 1020-nucleotide messenger RNA. Lineage: Eukaryota; Metazoa; Rotifera; Eurotatoria; Philodinida; Philodinidae. The record is from the annotation of a GenBank genome assembly.